AUGGCUAUGAAAUUAGAUGGAUCUAAUACAAACAGUUGUGUCGGUGUAAAAUUUGUGGGUGAUUUGGGUGACCUCCAAGUUAUUGAAGAAAACGAGUCUGAGGAUGAUAAAAUUUGCCAAAACCAAAAAGUUUUACGGCCUUUUAAUAAUAAACCUAACAUUCCGUCAAAUUUAAUUCAGAGUACAUUACCUGUUUUUGGAAAAGUUACUGUAGCUAACUCUGAAAAUGUGCAAUUUGGAAAUAAUACAUAUUUUAAUGGCCCUGUUACUAUUAAACAAGUGAUUCAAAAUAAAUCUGGUGUAGACAAUUCUGGCUUUGUAAAAAACGAAGAUGAUGACUCUAAUACUCAUCACCCACGUAGUGAAAAAGUGCCCAAGAACUCUGCAAAGAAGGAACAAGUAUUAUUAUGGCACAAAAUAACAUUUUCUACAGUGUGUAUCACUGUGAUUGGAAGUAUUAUUGCAAUUGUGCUUGUGUUACAAAACAAAAAUGAGCAGCGACAAGACUCUCAAAAAGAUUUUGAGAGUUAUAAAACUACUACCGAUACCACGGUGGUGGGGUUUUAUUUUGAGAAUUUUCAAGUGAUCAUCAUGUCAGUGAUUCUUUUACUUUUAACAUUGAUAAUUUCUUACUCAUUACUAACAAAAGAAAGCAUUGGUAAUGGGAUGGUGUGUGUUAUAAAGAAGAAUAAAACUUACGAUCACUGCUUCAAUCAGUAUUCUGUGCAAUACACUGAAGAAGAUAAUCCAUUACUAAUAGCACCAGAUCAUUUAAGGAUAGUGUCUCGAACGGAUUGGUUGGCUCAACCAGAGGAGGGUCCUUUGACUAAAUUAAGGCAGCCUAUACCCUGGGUGAUUAUCACGCACACGGCCACAGAGACAUGUAUUACACAGAGCAAAUGUGUGUUAAGCGUGCGCUUGAUCCAGUCAUUCCACAUAGAGUCGCGGGGUUGGUACGACAUCGGCUACAACUUCCUUGUUGGCGGCGACGGCUCAGUAUACUACGGCAGGGGAUGGGAUUACGAGGGUGCUCACACGAAAGGAUACAACAAGUAUAGUGUAGGCAUAGCUUUUAUAGGCACCUUCAACAGUGAAGGACCCCCCAAGCAUCAGGUGGAAGCUUGUGAAAAAAUUAUCGCCCAAGGCGUCCGAUUAGGCAAAUUAACGAACGACUACAAACUAUUCGCUCAUAGACAACUCAUGUCCACUCUCAGUCCCGGAGACAAAGUGUACGACAUCAUAAAAACUUGGCCCCAUUUCGUUAAAAAUGUAACGGAUUUGGAAACGUUAAUUCCUAAUUAU
This is a messenger RNA of Brenthis ino (lesser marbled fritillary), 1302 nucleotides long. The record is from the annotation of a GenBank genome assembly. NCBI's taxonomy places the organism in Eukaryota, Metazoa, Arthropoda, Insecta, Lepidoptera, Nymphalidae.